UGUCUAUAUAUACCAAACCUAAACUUUGUUAAUUCUCAUCCAAUUUUUCAAUUUAAUUACACAUUCAGGGACCAACCCAAAUUUUCUUACAAGAAACCCAGCAUGGAAGUAACCUCUGUUGUUCAAUUAGACCAAACCAAAGCCAAAGAUGAAUGUCUCAACUUAUCUCUCCGGCCAUUACAAGUUUCAGAUGUGGAUGAUUUCAUGGUCUGGGCCAGUGAUGAAAAAGUGACACGUUUUUGUACUUGGGAACCUUACACCAACAAAGAAGAUGGCUUGAAUUACAUAAAGAACAAGGUUGUGCCUCACCCUUGGUUUAGAGCAAUAUGUGUUGACGAUCGACCGGUUGGUGCUAUUUCGGUGAGUGCAAAUUCAGGCAAUGAUAAAUGUAGGGGUGAACUUGGGUAUGUUUUGGCCUCCAAGUAUUGGGGUAAAGGGAUUGUAACGAGAGCUGUGAAAAUGGUGGUUGAUACCAUAUUUGUUGAAUGGCCACAUUUGGAGAGACUUGAGGCUUUGGUUGAUGUUGAAAAUGUGGGGUCUCAAAGGGUGCUUGAAAAAGCUGGGUUUCAAAGAGAAGGUGUUUUGAGGAAGUAUUUUAUCCUGAAAGGGAGGUCAAGAGAUAUGGUUAUGUUUAGUCUUCUUUCUACUGAUUAUCAGAGUUAAUAAAUCUCAACGUUUGGUCUAUUUGGUAUAUUAGUUAAAGGUAUUUCUAAAUAAGCAUGGUGAGAUUAAAUUAUAUGAAUUAUUUGUUAAUAUAAUUAUUUGUAAAAAUUUAAAUGCAAUUUUUUUUCUGUGUUAUAAUAAACAUUUAUUUAAAAGUUGAAAAA
Molecule: messenger RNA, 827 nt
Organism: Gossypium arboreum
Lineage: Eukaryota; Viridiplantae; Streptophyta; Magnoliopsida; Malvales; Malvaceae
Exons: 1
Coding region: 103-663 (186 amino acids)
Molecular function (GO): acyltransferase activity, transferring groups other than amino-acyl groups
Source: RefSeq, a predicted model, not a curated record